AUGGAUAAGCAGUUUACAGCUCAACCGGAAAAUGUGACAGCGAGGGUCGGCCAACCGCUGACGAUCCCUUGCCACAUCAGCUCCGGCCCUUCAGCCAACAUCACCUGGACCAAGAAUGGUGCCACCGUGCCAAUAGAUUAUAGAUAUUAUUUCCUAGACAACGAGUUGCUCAUCAUAGAUGUUCAAAAAGAAGACGCAGGGGUUUACAGAUGUAUCGCAACAAACGUCAACGCGAACAAGACCCGCACCAGUCGUGAAGGUCGGGUGACAGUCGAGGACUCCAUCGAGGCAGAACCCUUGUUCCUCACCGUACAGCACGAGAACCACACCGCAGUGCCCAGGGGGGGUAGCGUCCGCCUGUUCUGUCCAGUGUUGGGGUGGCCUAGACCAAAGGUGAUAUGGGAGCGAACGCCGCCUGGCGGAAGAAGAAGUGAGCUGGAGUCAACGGAGGAGGUCUUGGAACUUUCUGACUUGGAAUAUGAUCAGGAAGGGAUUUACACGUGUUCGGUCGAAGGACACAGCGACUUAGUUAAGACCUUCAAUGUAACUUUGACGGAGCCAGUGCGGAUAACUCUACCACCUUUGCCGAAAGAGGCCAUGCGAGCGAGUACAGUACGAUUCAACUGUACCGCUGUUGGGAGACCGGAGCCUGAGGUCACGUGGUACAAAGACGGACAGCGGUUGACGUUCGCUGGACGGAUUAACUUACGAACGUCAGCUGAUAAGAAGCGCAUCGAGUUAGUGAUAAGUGGCGCCACCUCCAACGAUGCAGGAGUGUACCAGUGCUUCGCCUGCCCUGGCGGCAGGGGCGGGCGGUGCGCGUCCCGCUGGGCGCGGCUGGCGGUGCGCGGCGCGGGCGCGGAGGCGCCGGGCGCGGUGCGCUGCGCCCCCGCCGGCGCCGCCGCCGUGGCGCUGAGCUGGGCGCCCGCCGUGCCCCUGGACACCGCCGCCGUGGCCGCCUACACCGUCGACGCCACGCUCACCGACGAGCACAGCACAGCGGUUACUGGACAACCUCACCGUAACACCGAAGAGGUCGUCAAAGUAAGAGAGCCAUUGAAGCCAUACAUAUUUCAAGUGCGUGCAUAUAUCUCGUCGCCAACGAGCAAGUACAUAGCAAGCGACAUGUCGGAGAGCGUUAUAUGUCAAGGACAAGGGGUUCCAAUAAAACUGACGAAGCUGCAAGACGACAAAGUGCUGGUAUCUUGGAAGCAAUUCUCAGACCAAACCCCAGGAGUAGCGCAGUGGAUCCUACAGUACCGACAUGAGAACGGGACCCAUGACGAAGAACACAACAUCACUUUAGCUGCUAAAGUCACUAACUAUACGUUAACAGCUCCUGACUCAUCACCUCUUCUGGUGAGGCUCUUAGGCUCCCGGACCCAGGAGUGGUUACAGCAAAACCUUACGCUGGUGCCCUGGUCAUCUACGACUACAGCGAGCUUAGACGACGACGGCGAGGUAACAGUGAUACCGCAAGAUCUGGAAGUGACUGAGAUUGGAGAGACUUGGUUCACUCUGAAGUGGCGCUGUGAGGACGCUUCGAGAUACAUUUUCAUGGUUUGCGUGCGACGAAUCGAAGGCUACGAUGAUUGUCAAGAGAGCUCUAAAACUACAACAACUAUUGAAGGCCUUCAACCUAAUACUGUCUAUCAAGUCCGGGUUCAAGUUCGAAUCCCUGGGCGUGUCCGUGGAAGUGCUUUUACGAAACCGUACACUGUUACCACACAGCCUGAAGGUCCGCAGCGCUUGAAGGAGCUACAGUACAAGUUCGUGAACUCGAGCGCGCUGCUGGUGUGGUGGCGCGGCGCGGCGGCGCGCUACACCGUGAGCCACAGCGCGCAGCUGCGCCUGCCCGUCGACCGCUGGGCGGCGCAGGAGACGCGCGAGCCCUCGGCGCUGAUAACCGGUAUCGAGCCGACGGAGCAUACGUAUGUGAUGGUGACUGCUUACGAUCCGACGGUCUACAGCCCCAUUUUAAAUGUGCCACCGCUCACGAAGGAAAUAGGUAAAGUCAAAUUCAUCGCAUAUAAUCUUUGGUUAUCUUCUGCAGAUAUAAAGGAUCUGAAGUACGAGUACACCGACACGGGUCUGCUGGUGUGGUGGGAUGGAGCGGGCCCCCGCACCCUGAGAUACGCGCAGAACAUCACGACGCCUCUGGACGAUUGGACCGUGGUCAACGUCACCGAGCCUCGCGUUGAGCUGGCGGCGGACCCGCGCCGGCCGGUGUUCGUGUCGCUGGCGGGCGCCGUGCGCACGCUGGCGCCGCGCCCGCCCCGCCCGCCCCGCGCCGCCCACCGCCAGCUCUACCUCGGUUUGGGUGUGGCGUGUGCACUACUGGCCGCGGGGGCUUUGGCGAUCGUUUUGAGGAAACUGUGGGUCAAGCGAGCACGCAGAGCAAGGAGGACGCCCGUCGCGACAGCUGAAGGACAGGAAGAAGAGGGCUCUGAAAUGAAGUCAAAAACACCAAACGGAAGAAUGAAAAAUUGUCGUCGGACCGAACAAUCGUACGACGUGUUCGACAUGUCGCGGCCCGAGCUGGACGUGACCGUGGAGACCGCGCUGGACGCCAGCGAGCGCCUCGAGCUCUCCGACCUCGGCGACCUCGGUGACCUCGGCGACCUCGGCGAUCUCUCGGCGCUGGACACCUCUCGGCCUCGGGACGACCUCUGCCCGAGACAAAAGCUGGAUGACAAUAUGAACGCCUUCCGCGUCGACGGCGGCGAAGUCCAGCCCACGCUUCAGCCCAACGGCUGA
Molecule: messenger RNA, 2757 nt
Organism: Melitaea cinxia (Glanville fritillary)
Lineage: Eukaryota; Metazoa; Arthropoda; Insecta; Lepidoptera; Nymphalidae
Product: protogenin A-like
Exons: 21
Coding region: 1-2757 (918 amino acids)
Molecular function (GO): protein binding
Source: RefSeq, a predicted model, not a curated record